Molecule: messenger RNA, 3784 nt
Organism: Dermochelys coriacea (leatherback sea turtle)
Lineage: Eukaryota; Metazoa; Chordata; Testudines; Dermochelyidae
Gene: GRK7
Product: G protein-coupled receptor kinase 7
Exons: 4
Coding region: 1779-3434 (551 amino acids)
Biological process (GO): regulation of signal transduction; signal transduction; protein phosphorylation
Cellular component (GO): cytoplasm
Molecular function (GO): rhodopsin kinase activity; ATP binding
Source: RefSeq, a predicted model, not a curated record
UUGGGAACCACUGCUUUAAGAGAUAUAAGAUACAGGAAGCAAUUUGCUCUCUAUUGCCUAUCAGCAAAGUGCUGGUAAGAUUAAUUUGCAUUUACUUUUUUUUAAAUCAUGUUGUACCAUUAAAGAACAUAAUAUAUAAAACAUCUGAGAAUGGCAAACCAAUACACAAUAAGAAAAUACAAUGCCUUUAGAGAUGAUAGUUACAAAAAUUUCUUCUAUUGGCAAUUUUUGUCCAUUUUGAUUAAAAUUGCUGUUUUCAGAUAAGUAAGUAGUAUGUAUAGAACAAUGGAGGCAAUAAGGACUACCGACAUCUCUCUUCUGUUGAAGAGGAAUUGUUUCGCUGUUGCUAGAAACUUAGUUUUUAGUAAUUUAAUCUUUACCUUAAAUAACAAUGCAUAAUGACUAAUAGAAUAGUGAUCAAAAUGAUCAAAGUAUGUACAGGCAAUAAAUUUUUUUUAUAUUCCAUUGUUUUUAAAUAGUCAUUGGGAAACAGAAUAUUUUUUCACAAAUGAUAUUCCCAGUCAGCUAAAUUCAUAAUAUAUUUCCAGUCUCCUUGAAUUACCAAGAGCUAAAGUAAGUAGACAAUCUUGGAAUCUGUUUUCAGGACUCUCUUGUCUUAAGUGACAUUUUCAGGAUUCAGAAAGUUUGGACAGUAGUUUGCAAUGUACGGUAGGGGAUGGUUUGUUUGUUUGGGGGCUGGGGCGAGGAGGAUAUUUUUAGGAGUGUAAUGGAGAAUCAUUUGUCUCUUAAACAAGUUCAGAUUUUUCCACUUUGCUAUAUGUGAAGGAGACCAGGCUUCUGUGGUGUUCUGGUUGUACACACGGAUUGUUAUUUUUAGAACAGCAGCAGUUUUUAGCCUGUUCUUCAUCUAAUCCAAUUUCUGUUCCUUUAGAGGGAGCAGCAUAUGACAGCAGUGAAGUUUGUGAACCGUAUAUGUGCAGCUCACAAGCAUUGGCAUUUCUUGUGCUGUGAGUUGAAGGAUGUGAUAGUGCUCAGUGAUCAGAACUGAGUGAUUAUUAAACAACUCCAAACAUCCCCUGCACUUUUUCUGCUGUUCCUCUCUUCUGACUUAUGUUUCAGGGAUGGCUUUGACUUUUGAAUGGCUUUUACAACUUGUAACAGCUUUUAUUUUAUUUUAUGUAUGUUUUAAUGUAAUUUCCAGUACCCCAAAGCUCAGGAUGCAAUGGGAAGAAGUCAAGAAGAUUUUGUGUACCCCACUCCCCGGGUCAGGGUGCCAUGAGCAGUGGAUGUGUGUGGAAUUUUGACCCUACCCCAAAGGGCAAAGUGCCAUGGAGGGAGGGAGGGAGUGUGUGUGUGUGUAGCAGGCACACUUGCAGAGCAUAAGGAGCCAGUAAACAGUGGGUGGGUGUGGAAUUCUGGCACACUCCAGGGGCCCUGGACAGUGGGUGUGGGUGGGAAUCCUGGCACAUUUAAGGGGCAGGAAAGGGCCUGUGCUGAGGGUCACCAGCCAAGCUGUGUCUAUUCAGUGACGGCAGAGGGAAGGUUUUCCUGGGAUGUCAUCCCGCUGGCUAUAGAUAGCAACUCCGAAGCUCCUUAAAGAGAAACCUCUUACCAGUCACUUUCCACAAAUGGUACAUACACCUAAAGGUACUUAGCAAAAAUCCUUGAGAGGUAUUUAGUGCUAAAGUAGUUAGUCUCCUCAGAGUCUCUCUGAAGGCCACACAAACACACACAGGCAGGGAGAGGUGCAGGACAUCCCCAGGACCAGUGAGUGACUUUGCCCCAGCCAGGCUUUGCCACCCCAAGAGCUCGCCAAGAUGUGUGACAUGGGGGGACUGGACAACCUGAUUGCCAACACAGCAUACCUGCAGGCCAGGAAGAGCACAGAAGGGGACACCAAGGAGAUGCAGAGGAGGCGCAAGAGCCUCUCACUGCCAAAGCCUGAGCAUUGCACAGAAGUCAGGCAGGCCUUCCCGGCAGAGUAUGAGAGCAUCUGCGAGCAGCAGCCCAUUGGCAAAAGGUUCUUCAGGGAUUUCUUAGAGACCAUGCCUGAAUACCUGGUGGCCAAGGACUUCCUGGAUGAGGUGUCCAACUGGGAGCUGGCGGAGGACAAUGCCAAGAGUGGCAUCAUGCAGAGCUUGGUCACCAAUUUCCUGAAGUCUGGCUCCAAGGGCUAUCUAGCUUUCAUGAGCUCAGACUUGGCCAGCAAGUGCCAGGCAGCCACCGAGAAGGACUAUGAGAGUAUCAUGCAGCUGGCCAAGGAGGAGACCAGGGCCUUCCUCUGGGAGAAACCCUUCCAGGACUUCCAGAGAACCCCCUUCUAUGACAAGUUCCUGCAAUGGAAAGUCUUUGAGAGGCAGCCAGUGAAUGAGAAAUACUUCUACGAGUUUCGGGUGCUGGGCAAAGGUGGCUUCGGAGAGGUUUGUGCCAUCCAGGUGAAAAAUACCGGCAAGAUGUAUGCCUGCAAGAAACUGGAUAAGAAGAGGCUGAAGAAGAAAGGUGGGGAGAAGAUGGCUCUUCUGGAGAAGGAGAUUCUGGAGAAAGUUAACAGCCCUUUCAUAGUCACCCUGGCAUAUGCCUAUGAGAGCAAGAGCCACCUGUGUCUUGUUAUGAGCCUCAUGAAUGGAGGGGAUCUUAAAUACCACAUCUACAACGUGGGAGAGAGGGGCUUGGAAAUUAACAGGAUCAUCUUUUAUUCGGCUCAGAUCACCUGCGGGAUUCUGCAUCUCCACUCCAUCAGAAUUCUGUAUAGGGACAUGAAGCCAGAAAAUGUUCUCCUGGAUGAUAAUGGCAACUGCAGAUUGUCUGAUUUGGGCUUGGCAGUGCAAGUCAAAGAGGGGAAAACCAUCACCCAGAGGGCUGGGACUAAUGGUUAUAUGGCUCCUGAAAUCCUGAAGGAAGAGAAUUACUCCUACCCUGUGGACUGGUUUGCUAUGGGAUGUAGUAUUUAUGAGAUGGUUGCGGGUCGAACUCCAUUCAAGGAUUUCAAAGAAAAGGUCAAUAAGGAUGACGUGAAAAAAAGAACCUUGGAAGACGAGGUGAAAUUCGAGCAUGCCAACUUCACGGAGGAAACAAAAGAUAUUUGCAGGCUGUUCUUGGCAAAAAAAUCAGAGCACCGUUUAGGAAGCAGGAGCAGUGACGAUGAUCCAAGAAAACAUGCUUUCUUCAAAACAAUUAACUUCCAUAGGCUUGAGGCAGGCCUCAUAGACCCCCCUUUUGUGCCAGAUCCAUCAGUUGUCUAUGCCAAAGAUGUUGCAGACAUUGCUGACUUCUCUGAAAUCAGGGGGAUUGAGUUUGAUGACAAAGAUAAGCAAUUCUUCAAGAAAUUUGCGACAGGUGCUGUCCCUAUACCGUGGCAAGAAGAAAUUAUUGAAACAGGACUGUUUGAAGAACUGAAUGAUCCUAACAGAGUAGCUACUGGGGGAUGUGCAAACAGAGGUGAAGCCAAGUCAGGAGUUUGUUUGUUGUUAUAAAUAUCACAUCGUUAACAAAAAGGGUGAAAAUGCACCACAGAACUUUUCAGAUUAUAACAGUGUUUCAAAAACUCAGCUAAGCUGUUUAACAAGCACCGACCAACCUAAAAUAUGACAUCAACAGGACAAGUAGGAGCAUAAGCUGAGUGGACAUUCUACUACUUUGUUCUAGCAACAGAGAUAAUCUGUUUAUUGUGUUGGAAGCUAUCAAGAUGAAGAAUCAAGUUUUUUUUGAUGUAACCCUUCUGCCCGUCAGAGUUGGCAGCAACAAGGGCCGGGUUCAGUAUCUAGGGGUUCCAUUCCAAUAACACAAUGCAAAACCGGCUCGAGCCCCCACCCAGUGACCUGGA